GCUCCAGGGAUGCCCAGGGAGGCGCAGUCCACCUUAGUAGCCUGAUAGCCCUUCUCGGGGUCCGCGCUCCUUGCCUCUCCCCUUGGCCGGGCUGUGUCGCCUGCCGGCCUCGGCUCUCGGCUCUCAAGCUUCUCCGCGGCCCCUGCAGCAACACAAGGACAGGAUGCUGAAGAAGUUCGAUAAGAAGGACGAGGAGUCCGGUGGGGGUUCCAAUCCAUUCCAACACUUAGAGAAAAGUGCUGUGCUGCAAGAAGCCCGAGUAUUCAAUGAGACACCUAUAAACCCCCGGAAAUGUGCUCACAUCCUCACCAAGAUUUUGUAUCUCAUAAACCAGGGGGAGCACCUUGGUGUGAUGGAAGCCACAGAAUCCUUCUUUGCAAUGACCAAGCUGUUCCAGUCCAAUGAUCCAACUCUCCGCAGAAUGUGCUACCUGACCAUCAAAGAGAUGUCCAGCCUCUCAGAGGAUGUCAUCAUUGUGACUAGCAGUUUAACCAAAGAUAUGACGGGGAAAGAUGACAACUACAGAGGCCCUGCUGUACGAGCCCUCUGCCAGAUUACCGAUACGACCAUGCUGCAGGCCAUCGAGCGCUACAUGAAGCAGGCGAUUGUGGACAAGGUGCCCAGUGUCUCCAGCUCUGCCCUUGUCUCGUCUUUGCAUCUUCUGAAAACAAGCUUUGAUGUGGUAAAACGCUGGGUGAAUGAGGCUCAGGAGGCAGCUUCGAGUGAUAAUAUCAUGGUCCAGUAUCAUGCCCUUGGCUUGCUAUAUCACGUGCGCAAAAAUGACCGCUUGGCUGUCAACAAAAUGCUGAACAAGUUCAUGCGCCAUGGCUUAAAAUCGCCUUUUGCCUAUUGCAUGAUGAUCCGAGUGGCCAGCAAACUGCUGGAAGAAGAAGCUGGAGGCCGUGACAGCCCCCUGUUUGAUUUCAUUGAGAGCUGCUUACGGAACAAGCAUGAGAUGGUGGUCUAUGAAGCUGCAUCUGCCAUUGUUAACCUGCCCAGCUGCUCGGCUAAAGAACUGGCGCCGGCUGUGUCUGUGUUACAAUUGUUCUGCAGUUCACCCAAGGCAGCACUUCGCUAUGCAGCUGUUCGAACCCUCAACAAGGUUGCUAUGAAGCACCCGUCUGCUGUGACUGCCUGCAAUCUUGAUCUGGAGAAUCUGGUCACAGACUCCAACCGCAGCAUUGCCACCCUGGCCAUCACCACCCUGCUGAAAACCGGCAGCGAAAGUAGCAUUGACCGGCUCAUGAAGCAGAUCUCCUCUUUUAUGUCUGAAAUCUCCGACGAGUUCAAGGUUGUUGUGGUACAGGCCAUCAGCGCCCUCUGUCAGAAGUAUCCACGCAAGCAUGCCGUCCUCAUGAACUUCCUCUUCACAAUGCUGCGUGAGGAGGGUGGCUUUGAGUACAAGCGAGCCAUUGUUGAAUGUAUCAUCGGCAUCAUUGAGGAGAACUCAGAGAGCAAGGAAACCGGACUCUCCCACCUGUGCGAGUUCAUUGAAGAUUGCGAGUUCACCGUCCUGGCCACUCGCAUUCUCCACCUGCUGGGCCAGGAAGGGCCUAAGACCAACAACCCUUCAAAGUACAUUCGUUUCAUUUACAACAGAGUCGUCUUGGAACACGAGGAAGUCCGGGCAGGUGCUGUGAGUGCUCUGGCUAAAUUUGGGGCUCAGAACGAAGAAAUGCUCCCCAGUGUCCUUGUGUUGCUGAAGAGGUGUGUGAUGGAUGAUGACAAUGAAGUGAGAGACAGGGCCACGUUCUACCUGAGUGUCUUGGAGCAGAAACAAAAAGCCCUCAAUGCUGGCUACAUCCUGAACGGAUUGACUGUAUCCAUCCCUGGCCUGGAGAGGGCGCUACACCAAUAUACACUGGAUCCUUCUGAAAAACCCUUUGACCUGAAGUCUGUUCCCUUGGCAACUGCCCCCAUCACUGAACAAAGAACAGAAAAUGCUCCGGUGUCUGCCACCAAGCAGCCAGAGAAAGUGGCAGCGACCAGACAAGAAAUAUUCCAAGAACAAUUAGCUGCCAUCCCAGAGUUCCAAGAACUUGGCCCGCUGUUCAAGUCCUCUUCCGAGCCAGUGGCUCUUACAGAAUUGGAGACGGAGUAUGUGAUCCACUGUACCAAGCACACGUUCACAAACCACAUGGUGUUCCAGUUUGACUGCACAAACACCCUGAAUGAUCAGAUCCUGGAAAAUGUCACAGUGCAGAUGGAGCCAACUGAGGCAUAUGAGGUCAUUGGUUACAUACCUGCCAAAAGUUUGCUGUACAACCAACCUGGCACUUGCUAUACAUUGAUUGCAUUGCCUGAAGAGGACCCAACAGCAGUGGCCUGUACGUUCAGCUGCAUGAUGAAAUUCACUGUCAAGGACUGUGACCCGAACACCGGUGAAGCAGAGGAAGAGGGCUAUGAGGACGAAUAUGUGCUGGAAGACAUUGAGGUGACCAUAGCAGAUCACAUCCAAAGGGUUCUGAAGCCAAAUUUUGGAGCAGCCUGGGAAGAAGUUGGCGAUGAGUUUGAAAAAGAAGAGACUUUCACGUUAUCCACAGUGAAAACACUGGAAGAGGCAGUAGGCAAUAUUGUCAAAUUUCUAGGGAUGCAGCCCUGCGAGCGGUCAGAUAAAGUGCCUGAAAACAAGAACUCUCAUGCCUUGUACCUGGCAGGUGUAUUUCGGGGUGGCCACGAUCUCUUGGUCCGUUCUCGUCUUGUCCUGACAGACACUGUGACAAUGCAAGUCACAGCACGGAGUGGAGAAGAACUUCCUGUGGAUGUUGUCAUGGCCUCUGUUGGUUAAACACAAUAUAGGACUUGAUAUUUCAAACUCUGAAGCCAAAGGGGGUGUUGGAAAUGUAUCCCCACUACUCUGGAUGCUGAGAGAAUCAUUAGAACAUUAGCUCUUUUUCUAAUUAGGGGGGGGG
Molecule: messenger RNA, 2912 nt
Organism: Podarcis raffonei (Aeolian wall lizard)
Lineage: Eukaryota; Metazoa; Chordata; Lepidosauria; Squamata; Lacertidae
Gene: COPG1
Product: COPI coat complex subunit gamma 1
Exons: 24
Coding region: 164-2788 (874 amino acids)
Biological process (GO): protein secretion; intracellular protein transport; endoplasmic reticulum to Golgi vesicle-mediated transport
Cellular component (GO): endoplasmic reticulum; COPI vesicle coat; endoplasmic reticulum-Golgi intermediate compartment
Molecular function (GO): structural molecule activity
Source: RefSeq, a predicted model, not a curated record